This is a messenger RNA of Rana temporaria (common frog), 1122 nucleotides long. RefSeq names its product ADP ribosylation factor like GTPase 6 interacting protein 4 (gene ARL6IP4). The record is from RefSeq and is a predicted model, not a curated record. The coding region runs from base 127 to 921 and encodes 264 amino acids. NCBI's taxonomy places the organism in Eukaryota, Metazoa, Chordata, Amphibia, Anura, Ranidae. The transcript has 6 exons.
ACAGCCGCCUACACACUUGUCCAAAGGCCCUCCAAUAAAACACCCGGAACUAAAGAGACGGGAACAAUUGCAGGGGGCGCAUAUAAGAGUUGCACAGCGGAUAUAUCAGAUUUGUUUGCGACGAUCAUGGAUGACACUGGGACAAAGAAGAAACCUCGAAGUAGGAGCCCUCAUCCAUCACACCACAAGUCGGUGAAAAAGAAAUCUGCAUCAAGGCACAGGGGUGACAGCAGCAGUCCUUCACCUUCAAGAAGGCGGUCAACCCUCUCCAAAUACCAUCCCGAGGUUUUGAGGAAAGAAAGAAAGCGUGGAAAGAGGAAGUUGAGCAGAUCAUCUUCUUCUUCAUCCUCCUCCUCACCAGAAAGAAAGAAGAAGAAAAAUAAGGCUGCAAAAUCAUCAUCCUCCUCCUCAUCCUCUACUUCUUCAGAUAGCUCCAGCUCAUCAUCUUCCUCUUCAGAUGAAUCUAGUGACUGUUCUAAACACAAGAGACAUCACAAAAAGAAAAAGUACAAGAAGGGUAAAAAGAAAAAGAAGUUGAAAAAGAAAAGCAAAAAAGCCAAAAAGAAUAGCUUGUCUAAAGUGAAAGUUCAGGAGGCCAAGAGCAGAACAGAAGAACCUCAACAGGGACCAUCUUUAGAGUUGUCUCAGGAGUCUUCGGAAGAAAUUGGUCCAGUGUUAACUGAUGAGCAGAAGAGCCGUAUUCAAGCAAUGAAGCCAAUGACCAAGGAGGAGUGGGAGGCACGGCAGAGUGUUAUACGAAAAGUCGUGGAUCCUGAAACCGGUAGAAUGAGGCUAAUUAAAGGAGAUGGUGAAGUACUGGAAGAAAUUGUAAGCAGGGACAAGCACAGAGAGAUCAAUAAGCAAGCUACAGCCAAUGACGGACUGACUUUCCAAAUGAGGUCUGGGAUACUCUAUGACUAAUGGCUCAGAGAGUUUCUAUCCUCCGUCUUUGUGGUGAAGGCAAGCAGAUGUUCAGAUUCCCCUUACUGAACUACUGGGCUUGAUGUCACAAAUCCAUGGUGUUCUCAUGGAAAAGAAACAUUUUUUUUUGUUUUUUUGUGAUAGAAAUUAAUUGUUAGGGUUAUGUUAUACUGUACAGUAUAUAAAAAUAAACAGACGUGA